Trichomycterus rosablanca is the source of this 546-nucleotide messenger RNA. RefSeq lists its product as uncharacterized. Bases 7 to 546 code for a protein of 179 amino acids. The transcript is spliced from 2 exons. The record is from RefSeq and is a predicted model, not a curated record. NCBI's taxonomy places the organism in Eukaryota, Metazoa, Chordata, Actinopteri, Siluriformes, Trichomycteridae.
GGAAACAUGCUUACCACAUACAAGAGGGCCAAAGACCGACGCCGGGCAACUGGUGAGGCAAAAGUCACCUGGGAAUAUUACACACAAAUGGAAGACCUGUUUGGGACAUCAGGGGUAGGUAGUGCACCACCAGGCACUCUCUACUCAACAAGUUUAUUCCCAGACAAGACCUCGUCCAACCUGCCCUUAUCCACUGAAAGGGAGCAGCCUUGCCCCUCUCAUGCACAACCUAACAGUCCUGUCAGUGAGGAGCAGCCUGGUCCUUCGGCUAGCACAGAGAACCGGGCAACAAGCAGGAGAAGGUCAACCAGUCAACCUUCUUUUUAUGAGACCUAUGAGGCCCAUGCAGAAAGAAGGACUGUUGCACUGGAGUCCCUGGUGCGGCCAGACCUGGAAAGGUGGAGGAGGCUGAAAGAGAGGAGGAGAAGAGGCUUUGAAAAAAAAAUGUUAACGUACCUUGGACAAAUUGUUGAACAAUUAAAAGAUAUUUCAAGACAACAAGAAACUAUUGUCAAGCUACUGGAAAGCAAUGCUCCAACACAAUAA